Verruconis gallopava is the source of this 1139-nucleotide messenger RNA. RefSeq lists its product as uncharacterized. Lineage: Eukaryota; Fungi; Ascomycota; Dothideomycetes; Venturiales; Sympoventuriaceae. Gene Ontology annotation, molecular function: acyltransferase activity, transferring groups other than amino-acyl groups. Bases 250 to 990 code for a protein of 246 amino acids. The record is from RefSeq and is a predicted model, not a curated record. The transcript has 2 exons.
UUUGAACGCUGUCACUGGACCGCUUUUUCGGGUUAAGUCCAUGUAUGUUCGGAUGUUACCUGCCACUUCUCGCGACGGCUUAUUUACUGUGUUUGGUCGGAUUUUUGGAUGCUUGGGUAACGCUCUAUCUUCCGCUUAAUCAAGCAGUAUCUUUGUUCUUGUAUACCUUGAUUCUGCACAUGUUCUGAAUGCGUUUCUUCCUCUCGUAGGUACGUUGCUUUGCGAAGAGGACCCCGAGACCAUACGGUUAUGGAAUCCGCAAAUCCAACCACGACUUUGCCAGUCGUUGAAUCGCGUCGGCUUACCUUAGACGAUGUUCAAAUUUCGCCGGUGACUGCGAGGGAUCUACUCAGCCUAGCAGAAGGCUAUUACGCCUCCUUCCCCGCAUCGUGGCAUCGCAGGAUGGAACCUCCAACGAAGAGCUCAGUCCCCGUGUCCGUACGAGCCGCGCGCUUUGCUAAACGCAUGGAGCCAUGGCUGAAAUCACCGGAUACGAAGUGGAUGAAAGCUACCUUGCGGUCUGACCCUGAACAACGGGUCAUAGGCCAUGCCGGGUGGCUGAUGCCAGUAGAUGAUGACGGAAGAAGAUUUAUCAAGCAUCACUGGACGAGAGGUGCCGUCGAACAGCUGGGGUGGAAGGAGAUGAUGGGCUGGAGUGACGCCGAGGUAGAGGAGAUGUGGGAACAUGUAGAUGUUGAACGAUGGGAACGGAGCUUCAAAGGGCUGGAAGAAAUAAGAGAGAAACGGAUGCGAGGAAUCCGGCAUUGGUUUCUUGCGCCGUUGUGGACGUUACCAGAGUAUCAGGGACGAGGUGUAGCUUCCUUACUUCUCAAGGAAACACUGGAUUUGGCCGAUGCCACAGAUCCACCGACGGCAGUAUACCUGGAGAGUAUGCCAGAAGCGAGGAAGGUGUACGAGCAUUUCGGUUUCAAGGGAAUACCUGGAUGCGAUAUUCAGAUGGUGAGAACCGGUCCGCAGACGAAACCUUGAGCCCCUGGGUCUCGUUGGCGCCGAAUGGAUUUGAUUCAAACUUGAACCAAGUGCUUUUGAUUUCAAUUUAAUCUGCAGCAUGUACCCCCUGUUGUAUCUCGCUUGUCUAGAGUUCGACUUGAGUCAAAUAUGUGAACAAUCAAUUCUGC